Molecule: messenger RNA, 282 nt
Organism: Pieris macdunnoughi
Lineage: Eukaryota; Metazoa; Arthropoda; Insecta; Lepidoptera; Pieridae
Source: the annotation of a GenBank genome assembly
AUGGAGCUGGGUCUACAUUCAAAGCCCUCCGCUAUUCAGAGGGGUAGCGAAACCCUACCCACAAAAAACACCUCACCUCACACACGCCCUUAUGAAGGGCCCUUGGGGUUCGCCAAGGUAUUCAACCCAUGGGACUCGGGCUCCUAUCCGACACAGAAAUCAAUCAAGACCUGCGGUUCCGGGCCAGUCGAGACCCCAGCUUUAAACUACCAACCAGUCUACGACCUUGUCAAUCGCUCAGCGGCCUUCUCAGCAGCAUGUCAUGCUCAGAAGGACCAUUGA